Molecule: messenger RNA, 1497 nt
Organism: Oryza sativa Japonica Group (Japanese rice)
Lineage: Eukaryota; Viridiplantae; Streptophyta; Magnoliopsida; Poales; Poaceae
Product: bisdemethoxycurcumin synthase-like
Biological process (GO): polyketide biosynthetic process
Molecular function (GO): acyltransferase activity, transferring groups other than amino-acyl groups
Source: RefSeq, a predicted model, not a curated record
UGCACAUCACUCGACAGUCCACACAGUGCAUAUAAUCGAUCUCUCUGCGAUCGACCGCGGCUGCGCCAUGGCGGCGCGACAGCAGCACGCCGCCGUGCUCGCCAUCGGCACGGCGAACCCGGCGAAGUGCGUGGUGGCGCAGGAGGAGUUCGUCGACUGGUACUUCCGGGUCACCCAGAGCGACCACCUCCCCGACCUUAAAGCCAAGAUGAAGAGGAUGUGUGACAAAUCAGCCAUCAAGAAACGCCAUUUCUACCACUCCGAGGAGACGAUCGCCGGCCACCCUGAGUUCAUCAACCGCGCUCUUCCUUCCCUCGACGCGCGCCUCGGCAUCGCCAAGGACGCCGUGCCGGAGCUGGCCAUGGCCGCCGCGGCGAGGGCGAUCGCCGAGUGGGGCCGCCCCGCCGCGGACGUCACCCACCUCGUCGUCUCCACCAACGCCGGCGCCCACGCGCCCGGCGCCGACGCGCGGCUCGCGGCGCUCCUCGGCCUCCGCGCCACCGUGCAGCGCGCCGUCCUCUACAUGCACGGCUGCAACGCCGGCUGCACCGCGCUCCGCCUCGCCAAGGACAUCGCCGAGAACAACCGCGGCGCGCGCGUGCUCGUGGCGUGCGCGGAGGUGACGCUCCCGCUGUUCGCGGCCCCCUACGAGGCGCGCCUCGACGCGCUCGUCGCCAUGGCACUGUUCGGCGACGGCGCCGGCGCCGCCGUCGUGGGCGCGGACCCGACGACCCCCGUCGAACACCCGAUCUUCCACGUGGUGUCGGCGUCGCAGGCGACCAUUCCGGGGACCGAGGAGGGAGUCUCCCUGCUGCUGGGCGAGCGCGGCCUCGACUGCAGGAUCUCCGGCGAGGUGGCGGCGCUGGUGCGCGGCGGCGUCGAGCGGUGCCUGCUCGACGCGCUGACGCCGCUCGGCCUCGGCGCCGGCGCCGGCGGGUGGAACCACCUCUUCUGGGCGAUGCACCCGGGCGGGCGCGCGAUCUUGGACGCCUACGAGGCGGCUCUCCGGCUGGAGCCCGGGAAGCUGGCGGCGAGCCGGCGGGUGCUGAGCGAGUACGGCAACAUGAGCUGCGCGGCGAUCAUCUUCGUCCUCGAUGAGCUGCGACGCCGGUGCCGGCGGGAUGGUGGGGAAGAAGAGGAGGAGUCGGACGAGUACUGCGAGUGGGGAGCUAUGGUUGGGCUCGGGCCGGGGCUCACCAUUGAGACGAUCGUGCUGCGUGCCACCGGCGGCGGCCAUGUCGACGACGAAGGCAAGAAGUCCAUUGCGGCCUAAUUACGGAGUACUUGAAGUACUGCUUCCUGCUUAAUUUGAACUUCAACUUGAAGUACUCCAAUGGCGCUAAUUGCGGCCUAAUUUAAAUUAGCGCCAUUGGUUGCCAAUCGAGUUUGAACUUGAACUUAAAGUACUGCUUCCUGCUUAAUUGAAGCAGUAGACUUAUAUAUAUAUAUAUAUAUAGGACACUCAUAUGGGGCACCAUGGUGCCCGGGCACCAUGGU